AUGCUCAACACGACGAUAAAAUUGACGCACGUUACUCCAGUCCCCGGAUAUAUGUCCCGAGAAGACGCCUUGUCGCGCCUGCAUGACGCAGAAAAUCAUAUCAAAAGCGACCCAAACUUGACACACUGGAACCCUCGAACACCUCAAGUCCCUCCUACAGUACCUGAAGAUGUUGAUGCCAUUGCUACGACUGAGUCAUAUACAGUUAUUGACACUGUCCCGACCCACCUUCCAAAGGCGUUACCCAAGGGCAUGCUGGAGAAGAAGAGUGUCAGCGAAUACGAGUUCACUUUCACAACAGAUGGCAGUUUUGUUCGCAUACAUUGCCCACUCAACGUUCUUAUGGAGACGCGCUGGAGGAUUCGGAACGCGAGUGGUGGUGGUCUUGAACUGGAAGAGAAAGUCAACGCCCAUUGUUAUCGUUUCUUGGCUCCUCUAGUGAAGGGAGAGUUGGAGAAGAAUUGGAAGGAGGUUCAUCAGAAGAUUCUGAUCAGGAAAGGAUGA
Messenger RNA from Colletotrichum graminicola M1.001, 504 nucleotides. RefSeq lists its product as uncharacterized. The record is from RefSeq and is a predicted model, not a curated record. The transcript has a single exon. Lineage: Eukaryota; Fungi; Ascomycota; Sordariomycetes; Glomerellales; Glomerellaceae. The coding region runs from base 1 to 504 and encodes 167 amino acids.